Fusarium graminearum PH-1 is the source of this 2307-nucleotide messenger RNA. RefSeq lists its product as uncharacterized. Lineage: Eukaryota; Fungi; Ascomycota; Sordariomycetes; Hypocreales; Nectriaceae. The record is from RefSeq and is a predicted model, not a curated record. The coding region runs from base 1 to 2307 and encodes 768 amino acids. The transcript has a single exon.
AUGACGGGUUUCUCGAGAAUAUUGGGUUCUUCGUCAGACGGACCUGCAUAUGCCACCGUACCUGUAGACAAUAGCGCUGCAAUGGAAGACAAAAUCGUGGCAGAGCAACAAGGCCAGGGACAGCAUGCUUAUGCUUAUCCUCCCAACUAUCCUCAGCAACAGCAGCAUGUCGUGUCGCCGCAGCCAUCGAUAGGCCACUUUCAACCCGCGCAGGCUGUAUCACCGGAAACCAUCUCUCAAGCAACGUUUCCUCACAACGCUUCACCAUGGCUUGACCCGCAAAGCCCCAACCUUCGAGACAGCCCCGGCUUCGAUCGCGCCUUUGACAGUCAUAGGGGACUAAUGGGUCAUGACCCCGUCAAUGUAUCCUACGAGAAAGCACCCGAUGUUCACGUCGUCAAUCGGCAGACGAAUGCCAUUCAGCCGAAGGGACCGUUUUUGUAUAGGGCGAUGAAGAGCAAGUGGUCUAUGAUUGCUUGCUUGGUUAUUGGAGUUGCCGCUGCUAUCGGUCAUCAUUUCUUUUACAAUUACCUCGAUGGCCGCGAAGCAGUGAAUCAACAAUGGAUGCUUCGAGCCGGUCAACUUAUUUCCUUUAUCGCCAACGCCAACUUUAUCCUCGCGGUAGUCAUGGCCCAUCAACAAGUGGCAUGGCGAGCCGUGGGACAGAAGGGAUUUUCAAUUCAUGCAGUCGAUUCCCUAUUCGGCGCCACCCAUAACCUCGUCGAGCUUUUUAACCGCGAGGCCUGGGCAAAGUCUUGGUUUGUCAUGUUUCUUGCUCUCUACAUGUGGUUUAGCCCGGCCGUUGUUAUCCUUACCUCAGCUACGUUAUACGUCGUUCCUGGCGAAAGCGUUCAAGACACCCUGUGUCCCUCCAUCCGCACUCUAAACUUCAGCAACGAAGCAAAAGAGAGUUUCCAGACCCCCAAGAAAGCCGAUGGCGAGAUUCUGAACGGUCGCUCUCUUUCUGGCUACAACUGGACGGCCGAUGGUGGUAACCUCGCAGAUGACGCCAAGACCAAUGACAACGUCUUUGAGUACUACAACGUUCCAUCGUCUUCUCUGGACCGUAUCGCUGCUGGUGUCUUCUCAAGUAGUCAGACAACAUACAAGGCCAACAUCUCGAAGGAAAUCUGCGGAGAGGGCUGGGAUUGCUCCACUACCAUCCAUUUCGUCGCUCCUGGAUACAAGUGCGAGGAACUUGCUCGCGGCGUUGGAUCCAAGACGAAGCAGUUUGGAAAUGCAGAAGCUCCAUUCAAUCUCAGUCACCUGGUACCUGAUGGCAACUACACCUACCUCGCCAAUACCGAUCUCGGAGAAUACAUGCGACCACAAAUGGACAACCUCACUGUCGGUGGAAUCCCUUCUAAGGAAGAUGGCCCUGACUUCCCCAAGAACCUCGGCGUCUUUAGGACUGAGCCCAGCAUCUGGAUCGGCUACGCUGAAGUCCAGGACCACACAAAGGAGCAUGCAAAGGACAAGAACACUGAUGGAUGGUACGACGACUACACUCCGGUCAUCUUUGCCUGUGAUCACUGGGAAGUGAACUAUACUGUGACAUUCAACUACACUGCAGGAUUCCAAAAGUACGACAUUACUGAAAGGGACUACAAGAAAAAGAUCAUCGACACAGAGUGGAGCAGCUGGACCAAUGAGUCCACGGAUGGAACAGCCGAUGGAAACGUCGCUGAGCCAGAGAAGAACUAUGUCAGCCCUCGCCAAGACUACGCAAGGUAUCGUCGAAUUGCUGCAUUUCACAGUUUGGGACUACGCCUCCGGGAAAUGCUCUUCGGUAACGUCAAGGUUCAAGGUACCGUGCUAGCAGACGGCGCAAUUACUACAACAAAUCUUCUCGACCGACACGAGAGUCUUGCAAUCCACGACUUCCAGCGAGAAGUGAGCCGCACCUAUGAAGAUCUCAUUAUCUCGCUACUCUCCGACCCCCAGUUUCUCGCUGUCGCUUGGGCAGCUGACCCCUCCAAACUAUCCGGCACUGGCGUCGGCGGCGAAGAAACCAACUACGCAUGUGAGCGACGCCGCAAGGCCAACUUUUUCGACUAUGGAUGGUCUAUUCUCGUGGCUGUCUAUGCCGUGUCGUUUGUCAUUGCAUCAAUUGGUGUUUACUACGGUAUACAGGCGAUGACCAGUGAUGGUACAGAUGCACAGCGUGUCAUGACGUUCUCUGCUAUUGCUGGCGCAACCAAGAAGGUCACUGUGGAUGAAGCUGAGAGAAAGGCAACCAAGAUCAGGUGUUUCCCUACUGAGGAACGACCAGGAGAGUACGAGUUUAGGGCUGAGUUGCAAGGAUGA